Molecule: messenger RNA, 1075 nt
Organism: Rubroshorea leprosula
Lineage: Eukaryota; Viridiplantae; Streptophyta; Magnoliopsida; Malvales; Dipterocarpaceae
Source: the annotation of a GenBank genome assembly
GGAGCUUCUGUCUUUGAAAUUGUUCAUAACAGCAAAUAAUUUCUUGAGCCAAACAACUAAGAUGACGAUUUCAACACCAAUAAGAAGCUCAGAUGCCUCAGUAGAUGAAUUUCACCAGCGGAACAGGAUCAGUUCCACGCUCCAUCCAACUUCUGAUGUAUCUCUUGGCCCCAUUGCAAACAGGAACAUGGAAUCUUGCAGAUCAAAAAGAAAAAGGAACAUGGAAUCUUCGUCAAUGGAUUGGGAAUUGCUUUCGAACCACAUUCUCGAUUUAAUUCAUGAUAAAUUGGUUUAUCUUGUUGACUAUAUCUAUUUUGGUGCUGUAUGUAAGGAAUGGCGCUCUGUUGCACAAGACAAUAGAAAGCGAAGGCGCACCAUCAACGCAUCUCAUCCUCAUCAACCCCCUUUACUCUUGGUUCCUAUUAAAGACAAAGAUGAGAAACUUAUAUAUAGUAUCACCCAAGACCGAGUUAGCAACAUGAGAUUAAGAGUACCUUUUAAUAAAAGGUAUUAUGGUUCCUCCUAUGGCUCGCUGAUCGACAUGGAUGAGACAUUUAGCAUAAUUCUACUAAAUCCUUUCUUGGAAAAAGUCAUCAAACCACCUCCGAUGACAAAAGGUGAUGAAUCUACCACCGACCACGAGCCUUUUAUUUUGAAAGCAAUUUUAUCAAAUGAUCCGGACCUAAAUCCGAAUGAUUUUAUGGUUGCAAUCAUAUACAAUGGUAUGCGAUACUUAGCAGUCUAUAAAUCAAGUCCACGAUCUUGGACUUACUUGCACGACCAUCCAAAUGGAAUGGGUUACCGUGAUAUAAUUCAUCACAAGGGAGAUUUUUAUGCCAUAGACGGUAGAUUGGGCGUUGGAAAGAUUGAUGUUGCUGGUAUUGAGAAAUGUCCACGGCCUCAGGGUUUAUACCCUAGUUUACCCGGAUCGUGUGUAUGGUGAAUGGGAUGAUGUACCAAUAUUCACAAGCAGCUUUAUAAUCCACAAGCUAGAAGAAUCAAAGGAGCUUGUUGAGAUCAGGGAUAUAGGAGAUAAUGCAAUGUUUUUAGGCGAUAAUAAUUCUUUUUUACUCCC